This is a messenger RNA of Caenorhabditis auriculariae, 5485 nucleotides long. Lineage: Eukaryota; Metazoa; Nematoda; Chromadorea; Rhabditida; Rhabditidae. The record is from the annotation of a GenBank genome assembly.
AUGGAUGAGGAAUACGACGCGAUCGUCCUUGGAACCGGCCUUAAGGUGACUUUGACGUUUCGAUUUUUGCAUUUAAUGAUAAUCUUUUUAUUUUUUCAAUGCUUACGGUGUUUAGGGAACCUACUUUUGUACUGAUGAUUUAAAAUUUUUUGACAAAGUUGAAGGAAAUUUUUUGCUUCAAAACUGAUUUGGUUAGGUUUCAUGAAACCUUGUUAAGGUCUCAAAAGUUUUGCGGAUGAGAAAAAUGUCUUUUUUGAAGGAUACUCGAGAAAUUUAUUUGGAUUUUUUCCCUUUAUUGGAUUUUUUUCAAUGUCUUUGACAGUAUGGACAUUACAGCCUUUUUUUCCAAAUUUGUAAAAUUUUGAUUUUCUAGGCUUUUUCUUCAUAAGAAUGCUUUCAAAUCAUCUGGGAAUAUUUUUAGUGGCCACUGUAGAGGCUCGCCAAGAACUACUUGGAGAGAACACUAAAGUGGCCACCUAAAGUGCCCACUAAGACUACCCCUAUAGUGGCCAAUAUUUUCCGUUUAAGUGGCCACUUCAGUAGUUUUUCAUCCCGUAUUCCUUCCAGUAACUCUGAUAAUUUUAAAACAAACAGAUUGGACCAGUUAUCUUGAUCCAUUGACCCCUAAAGUGGCCAGUAAAAUUUUCAGUGAUCUAGUAGUAGCACUUAGACCUCUAUAGUGGCCAAUAAUUUUUAACCCCUUAAGGGUCCCCUAAUUUGACUACUAUAGUGGUCACUAAAACGUCAAAACCCUAUAGAGGCCACUAAAAAUUUUCCCAGAUAGAUAAAAAUGUUCGCUCCAAAUAGAUUCAAAAAUUUAAUCAAUGCUCCUUUAAAUCAAAAAAUAACCCACGAUGUCCCAGGAAUGCAUCAUCUCGGGAAUGCUGUCCGUGUCAGGCAAGAAGGUCCUCCACAUCGACCGCAACAACUACUACGGAGGAGAGUCGGCCUCCCUGACGCCCCUGGAGCAACUCUACGAGAAGUUCCACGGACCCAACGCCAAGCCGCAGCCGGAAAUGGGCCGCGGACGCGACUGGAACGUCGACCUCAUCCCCAAGUUCCUGAUGGCCAAUGGGGAACUCGUCAAGCUGCUCAUCCACACCGGCGUCACCCGCUACCUGGAGUUCAAGUCCAUCGAGGGGUCCUACGUCUACAAGGGCGGAAAGGUAAUCGAGAGCAUUCUUUUUUUGAAAAGGCCUAAAACAGUUUAGGAAGGCUUUUAUUCAAGUUUUUGGGCUUUGAUGGGUGGCUCAAGGAAUUUUCAGAACCCCCCACGCAAGUCCGAUCAAGCCCCCCACCAAGACAAAAAUUCGAUGGAAAAAUUCAAAAAAAUUAAAAAUAUAACGAUCUUAUCAAAAAAACGCGGUCUCCCUUCAAAUCGCGUCGAUACCCAUUAGCAAAUUAUUUCACUUACUGGUGGGAGCACGUUUAGACGGGGGUUUGAGGGGGCUCUUUCCUACACCAGUAUAGGAAGGGGGGCUUUUUUUCCUACACCAGUAUAGGAAGGGGGGGCUUUUUCCUACACCAGUAUGGAGGGGGCUUUUUUUCUACACCAGUAUGGGGGGCUUUUUUUCCUACACUCCUACACCAGUAUAGGGGGGCUCUUUCCUACACUAGUAUGAGAGGGGGGAGGCACUCUGGAAUGUACCCAAUAACUCAGAAAGGUAGGAGUCCCUAACAGCCAGAAAAACUGAACGUAGAAUCUGUCUCGCUUCAAAAACAUAAUGAUCCUCUUUCUCAUUCUCAGCUCUGCUCUUAUUGACCCAUUUUUGCAGAUCUACAAGGUGCCGGCCGAUGAGAUGGAGGCCCUGGCGACCAGCCUCAUGGGAAUGUUCGAGAAGCGUCGCUUCAAGAAGUUCCUCGUCUGGGUGCAGGCCUUCGACCGCAACAACAAGGAGACCUGGCAAGGACUCGACCCCGACAACAACACCAUGCAGCAGGUGUCUUCUUUGGCAAAAUCCGAGUUUUUGCGUUUUUAGAACGAAAUCUGUUGUAGAAGAAUCAGGUCGAAAUAUAUUUUUGAGAGUUCGUCAAAUUUUCCUUCUAUAUUUUUUUUUUCAAAUAGUCAAACAAUUAUGAAAAAUUCCACUUUUUCAAUUAGACCGCUUUUCGGGCCCGCCCCGGGCCAACCGGCUUUUUAAAGCUUCGCCCCGGGUCAUCCCGCAUUUUUAAGUACUCUCCCGGGACGACCCGUCCCGCAAGUUGCAAACGAAUAAAAAUGUAGAAUAUGGCGGAAAAAGUAAUGAAAAAAUAAUGGAAAAUGGCUGUUUGACAAAUGGACCGCUUUUCGGGCCCGCCCCGGGUAAACCCGCGUUUAAAAGCAUCGCCCCGAGCAAACCCGAAAGUUGAAAAUGAGUAAAUAGCGAAAAAAAACUGAUAAAAAGAAUAGAGAAAAAUGUUUUUUUAACGAUUAGACCGCUUUGCGGACCGGGUAGCCUCGGGCCAACCCGUUUUUUUUUGAGGAGCUUUGGUGUGAACUGUUUGCAUUUUGGUCAGGUGAUAAAAAUUAGAAAAAUAUUAUCCUACGAUCCUUCUAUCUUUAUUUCUAGCUUUUCUUUCCUUAUGGCCAUAACUCACUUCAAUACCUUUUCCAGGUGUACGACAAGUUCGGCCUGGACGAGAACACGGCCGACUUCACGGGACACGCUCUGGCGCUCCAUCGCGACGACGACUACAAGAACCAGCCGUUCGGGCCGACCAUCGACAUGGUCCGUCUCUACUCGGACUCUCUGGCCCGCUACGGAAAAUCUCCCUACUUGUAUCCGCUCUACGGACUCGGAGAGCUUCCUCAGGUGAGUAUCGAAGAAAUUUUUCAUUCAGAGGUAAAAAUAUUAAUCUGGGUUUGCGGUUUUGAGAGAUUUAUAUGAACAAUAACUUUUGAAUAAGGGGUUUUUAAUAAAGUUCACACAAGUACCCAUGAAGUUGGGAUGAGUAAGGAUGAUUUAAUAUUGAGAAAACUCGGAAAUGAGAGAAGUUUAAAGGUGCUAAAAAGUGUUUGAGGGAUAAUUUUGAAAAGGGAAAAAUUUUGGGAAUCAUUUUGAGCUUGAAGGAAAACAUCUAUAGAACAAUUUCGGAAAAAAAAAAUCUCUAGAACCUUUUUUGAGCUUGAAGAAAGAAUUUUCAACCGAUUUUUGGGAAGCUUUAUGAGUUAAAGUGUUUAUUUUUCUGGUUUUUCAGUUAUUUUUUUAUCGGUUCAAAGAAUUUUCUUAGCUUUUUAUAGUAGUAGAGGUUCUGAAUAACAUUAAAAAUUGUUUGAAUUUGAAAUUUUGCUUCAAGAUCUUGUCAAAUUUGUCUAUGACGUUUUUUUUCCUUUCAACUUUCAAAAAACAUUUUCUCAACCUGUAUGUCACGUUUAAAGUAGUUUCCUCGAAGAUCAAAUUUAUCUCUGACUCUCCGAAAUUAUAUUAACUUUUUCUUUCUCUGACGACCAUUUUAAACUUUUCGGAAUCCCUAUGGAGACGGCUUUAUCGAAAGAAACUCUGAAAAAUGUCCCCUUCCAGGGCUUCGCUCGCCUCUCGGCCAUCUACGGCGGCACCUACAUGCUGGACAAGCCGGUCGACAACAUCGUCAUCGAGAACGGCCGCGCCGUCGGCGUCAAAUGCGGCGAGGAGAUCGUCCGCGGCAAGCAGAUCUACUGCGACCCGUCCUACGCGCCCGAACGCGUCAAGAACGUCGGCAAGGUCGUCCGCGCCAUCUGCCUCCUCAACCAUCCGAUCCCCAACACGAACGACGCCCAGUCCUGCCAGAUCAUCAUCCCGCAGAAGCAAGUCGGACGUCACUAUGGUGAGCACUUUUGCCUUGGUCUUCCGAGAUGCGGACAGAUUUUUCACCUUGUUUAAAAAGUAUAUUCUCAAGAGCAUAGAGAAGUGAUAAAAUCCGUUUCGAAGUAGAUAUGUAUUUUUAGGGUUUAGAAUAAUUAUCUCAAAAAAUGUUCAAACUAGAAUUUUUUUUUUUCUCAAUGGUAAGAAGGCCGUGUAGAAGUUGACAUUGCAAUUUUAGCUUUACCACAAUUUUCGACACUUGAAGGCUGAAAAAGUGGCAAUUUAUGAGGUUCUUCAAGAACUACUUGAAGAGGAAACUAAAGUGGCAACUAAUACCACCUCUAAAGAAGCCACUAUUCCGCGGCUCAGUGGCCACUAUAGUAGUUCUAGUCGUCUAGUAUUACCAGUUAGACGUCUGAAGAGGCCACUCAACCGUAAAAACCCUAGAGGGGCUACCAAAAAUUCUCCCAGUGUCUUGAAUGAAAUUGAGAGACCCCUAUAGGGUCCCCUUGAGCUUUACGGGCUAAGGGGUAAGAUCCUAAAAACCUAUAGGGACCACUUUAAUUUUACCCCUAUAGGGACUACUUUAAUUUUAUCUCUAUAGAGACCGCUUUAAUUUUAUCCCUAUAGGGAGCCCUUUAUCGGCCUCUAUAGGGGUUUUUUUUCAUUUCUAACCCCUAUAGAGACCACUCUGGAAUUCCUAAUAAAGGCAUUUUAUUUAUUUAUUUUUUUUCUUGUGAAAAGGUCUCUAUAGUCUUUGUAUCUUCAAACAAGAAAAUUUAGAUUUUCCUACAAAGCGAUCUUUUUUUGUCGCAAUGAAGUUCUUUCCAGACAUCUACAUCUCGUGCUGCUCGAACACGAACAUGGUGACGCCGAAAGGCUGGUACGUGGCGAUGGUCUCGACGACCGUCGAGACGGCGAAUCCGGAGGCCGAGGUCCUUCCCGGCCUCCAGCUGCUCGGCCCCAUCGCCGAGAAGUUCAUCUCCGUCUCGGACGUCUUCGAGCCCGCCGACCUGGGCAGCGAGUCGCAGAUCUUCAUCUCGCGGUCCUACGAUCCCACUUCUCACUUCAUGACCACUUGCAAGGUGCUUUCAAAAAAAGGAACUGUAGAAGAAUUGAUGAUUCAUCCAUCUCUAACUAAACUCUGAUAUGGUGCUCUAGCUCUUGCGAAAAAAGUUCUCUUGGAUAUUCCGAAGCUGAUUUGACGAUCCAAGGGAUCCCUCUAGGGGUGCUAGGUUUUCUUCAAUUUAAGUCACCGCUUUUCCUCAAAUUUCUUUAAGAAGCUUUAAAAAGCCUAGAAAAUCAUUGAUUCCAUCAUAACUGGAGGACAGAAAGAAGAGAAAUUUAGAUUUUUGAGGUGAAAAUUGAUAUAGCCCAUCCAUAGAUAGCUUCUAAAAACGAGAUUUAUCGCGAAAAAUGAGCGAAAAGCCGUACUUUGAAGAAAAUUAUCGCUGGAGCGCACUUGUAUACUUUAUUGAGCCUUGAACUCGAAAAAUUCGAAAUUCUGAUGAAUAUGUUUUUGCUCUUAGAGUAAAGUUCUUCAUUGUAAAAUCAAAAAAAUACAAAUAAUAUUAUCGAAUUUUUCAACCUUUUCACCCAAAAAGAACUUGGUUCAACUACUAUGUGAAAGUUUCCAGGACGUUCUGGAGAUUUUCGCCCGCGGCACGACUCAGGAGUUUGACUUUGGCAAGAUCACCCACUUGAGCCUCCAGGACAACGAAUAA